AUGACUGUCGGUGAGGGAACAGAGCCAACUCCAUGGCCGGACCAGGGCGAGGUAAGACUUCCUAUCCCAGCGCAAUGUGGCGGCGUUCAGCCCGAGGUUGAGAACUCGCCUGCCGGACUCGCCGGGACUACGGGAUCAACGUGGGAGUCGAAUGGUCAUGAGGCAUCAUCCGAGGACAGUUUGCAGCUACCACAUCCGUCACUCGCUCCAGUGGUUUUCUUCUGUCUCCAGCAGAGCAUGCGACCCCGGAGCUGGUGCCUUGCGCUUGUUUGCAGCCCGUGGUUCGAGCGGGUCAGCAUGCUGGUGAUUCUGCUCAAUUGCGUCACGCUGGGCAUGUUCCAGCCCUGCCAGGACCUCGAGUGCAACUCCGAAAGAUGCAGCAUUCUGCAGACAUUUGAUGACUUCAUCUUUGCAUUCUUUGCUGUGGAGAUGGUGGUUAAGAUGGUAGCUCUGGGGGUGUUUGGGCCGAAGUGUUACCUUGGUGACACGUGGAACCGCCUAGACUUUUUUAUCGUCAUGGCAGGGAUGUUAGAGUACUCUCUAGAUGGACACAAUGUCAGUUUCUCUGCCAUCAGAACCGUCAGAGUUCUCAGACCUCUUCGAGCCAUCAACAGAGUGCCCAGUAUGCGGAUUUUGGUGACCCUGCUGUUGGAUACAUUGCCAAUGCUGGGAAAUGUUUUGCUGCUGUGUUUCUUUGUAUUCUUUAUCUUUGGAAUUGUUGGCGUGCAGCUGUGGGCGGGGUUACUCCGGAACCGCUGUUUCCUGGAUGAUGACAUAAGGAUGAUGUAUAAUCUCUCUCAGCCUUUGAGCACUUAUUAUAGGCCUGAAGAAUCUGAUGACAUCCCCUUUAUCUGUUCAACAAAUCGUGAGAAUGGAAUGCUGCGUUGCUCUGACGUUCCACCCCGCAGAGAGGGAGGAGCCUACUGUCAGCUAAGUGCGGAUAAUAUCACAAAUCGGACCCCUCGAGAGACCGGCCGUAAUGGGUGUGUCAACUGGAAUGUGUAUUAUAACAGCUGCAGAGCUAGCGAACACAAUCCACACAAUGGAGCCAUCAACUUUGACAACAUAGGAUAUGCUUGGAUUGCCAUCUUCCAGGUCAUCACCCUGGAGGGAUGGGUAGAUAUCAUGUACUAUGUCAUGGAUGCGCAUUCCUUUUACAACUUCAUUUAUUUCAUCUUCCUCAUCAUUGUGGGCUCCUUUUUCAUGAUCAAUCUGUGCCUGGUUGUCAUAGCAACGCAGUUCUCGGAAACCAAGCAGCGCGAGAACCAGCUGAUGCGGGAACAACGGGCCCGCUUCCGUAGCAAUGACUCGACACUUGGUAGCUUGACCGAGCCCGGCUCCUGCUACGAAGAGUUGCUCAAGUACCUCAUCCACCUCUGCCGCAAGCUCUGUCGUUUUCUCAGCAACACCUGUAGCAGGCUGUGCCCGUGGCGUCGGGGAAGGAGCUCCACCCCUAGCAACCUAGCUCCAGGGAGUGCAGUCAACAGUCCCUGGAGCAGCAAGGAGAAAGCUGACCAUGCACGAGAACAGUUCUGCUACCAUUGCCCCCAGCAGUGCGUUGGCAACGGGGCGGACACUGGCGCGCUGGAAAUGAAGACCCUUCAGCUGGACUGCGAAUGUCCCCCUCCCAAACCAGCUGCUCUCCUACCCCUCAGUGCGAGUGGCCUGCACACAAGCUACCCUACCAUCCUGCCAUACACGUUUCUCACGCGAGUGCGUGCAGCGAGACGCUCUGGUCAUGCAGCUGGGGUCAGGGGCGCUACACAACACGGAAACUGGAUACAGGGCGGGUACCAAGAUGCCUACUACAGACCGAAGAAUGGUGCGGGCCUGGCCCCCCCGACGCAGGCCGAGCGCCCUGUGUGUCCCGUGUGUGGCCACGAGGGUGACAGCCCCAUCGAUGAGGGUGACCCAGACACCAGGCCGAGGGAGGGAGGGGCUAACAGCUGCAUCAGUGUGUGCAUCCACUGCAGUCGCACCAUGCUGGGAAGGAUCGUGGACAGCAAGUACUUCAACCGGGGGAUAAUGAUUGCCAUCCUCAUCAACACACUCAGCAUGGGAGUGGAGUACCAUGAGCAGCCAGCUGAGCUGACAGAUGUGUUGGAGAUCAGUAAUAUAGUCUUUACCAGCCUGUUUGCCCUGGAGAUGCUCCUCAAACUCGUGGCCUGCGGUCUGAUCGGCUACAUCAGCAACCCCUACAACAUUUUCGAUUUGAUCAUUGUGAUCAUCAGCGUGUGGGAGAUCAUGGGGCAGGCAGACGGCGGCCUGUCGGUGCUCCGGACAUUCCGGCUGCUCCGCGUGCUGAAGCUGGUGCGCUUCCUGCCGGCUCUGCGUAGGCAGCUAGUGGUGCUGAUGAAGACCAUGGACAACGUGGCAACCUUCUGCAUGCUACUCAUGCUCUUCAUCUUCAUCUUCAGUAUACUGGGGAUGCAUCUGUUUGGGUGCAAGUUCACUCUGCGCUCAGAGGGGGGGGACACCGUCUCUGACAGGAAGAAUUUUGACUCACUCCUCUGGGCUAUCGUCACAGUGUUCCAGAUACUGACCCAGGAGGACUGGAAUGUAGUCUUGUAUAAUGGCAUGGCAUCCACGACGCCCUGGGCCGCUCUGUACUUCGUGGCUCUGAUGACCUUUGGAAACUAUGUCCUCUUCAACCUGCUGGUGGCCAUUUUAGUGGAGGGCUUCCAGGCCGAGGGUGAUGCCAGUAGGUCAGAGAGUGAUGAUGAUGUUUUAUCCUCUGACUUUGAUGAAGAGGACAAAUUGAGAGAGCUGAUAAAUUCAGAGGUGAAAAUGCACACAUUGAUGCCCAUCUCCAACGGACACCUGGAGCCCAGGGCAGCCAUGCCCCCCUACAGCACACAUACAAACCCCUGUGCCUCGCCCUGGACUGACGUCUCCCACGUCGAUAGCCAAUCACGACGCAGCAGCAACGCAUCUAACGAGCACCACGACCAGCGAUCUCUGUCCAGCCUAUGGGGAAGCCGUCGCUCCAGCUGGAACAGCCUAGGCCACGCCCCAAGCCUCAAGAGGCGUGGUCAGUCAGGAGAGCAUGAGUCACUCCUCUCAAGCGAGGAGCGGGACAGUUUCGAUGACGACCAAUCAGAGGAGGGGAAGUCCAGCAGGACGGGCAGCCUGGGUGGAGUUUCACGCCUCGAGUCGUUCGAUAUGCCUGACUUCCUGCAGGUCCCGCCCAUGUCACGCCCCUACAUGGAAUGUAACGGCAGAGUAGAUGGAUCCGGUCCUUCCUCUCCACACAGAUCUCGGCGGGAGGAGAACUCUCACAUGCACAGCGAGGAGGAUGAUGACUUGGAUGAGAACUGGUGCAUUAUGCUGAAGAAGAUACUGGAACCAUAUAAACCCCAGUGGUGCAGAGAACAUGAGGACUGGUCAUUUUAUUUAUUCUCACCACAAAAUAAGUUCCGUGUGCGCUGUCAGAAGAUCAUCACUCAUAAGAUGUUUGAUCACAUUGUCCUGAUCUUCAUCUUCCUCAACUGCAUUACCAUCGCACUAGAGAGGCCUGACAUCCAGCCCCAGAGCAUGGAGCGUGUGUUCCUCAGUGUGUCUAACUACAUCUUCACUGUGAUCUUUAUAGCUGAGAUGACUGUUAAGGUGGUGGCCAUGGGGCUGUAUGCAGGGCCCGGCUCAUACCUGCAGAGCAGCUGGAAUGUGCUGGACGGCCUGCUCGUUUUCGUGUCUGUGGUGGACAUCCUGGUAUCACUGGCCUCAUCCGGCGGCAACCGCAUCCUGGGUAUCCUACGUGUGCUGCGACUCCUGAGAACCCUGAGACCGCUCAGAGUCAUAAGCAGGGCUCCAGGACUAAAGCUGGUGGUUGAAACACUGAUAACAUCUUUGAGACCAAUAGGAAAUAUUGUACUGAUCUGCUGUGCUUUCUUCAUUGUGUUUGGUAUACUGGGAGUCCAGCUCUUCAAGGGAAAGUUUCAUCAUUGCGAAGGCUUUGACACCAGAAACAUCACCAACAAAUCAGAGUGUCUGCGGGCAAAAUACAGAUGGGUCCGCCGCAAAUAUAACUUCGACAACCUGGGCCAGGCAUUGAUGUCGUUGUUUGUCCUGUCAUCUAAAGACGGCUGGGUCAACAUCAUGUAUGAUGGAUUAGACGCAGUGGCUGUGGACCAACAGCCUGCGAAGAACCACAACCCCUGGAUGCUGCUCUACUUCAUCUCCUUCCUGCUGAUCGUCAGCUUCUUCGUGCUGAACAUGUUCGUGGGCGUGGUGGUGGAGAACUUCCACAAGUGCCGGCAGGACCAGGAGGAGGAGGAGGCACGUCUCCGAGAGGAGAAGAGGCAGCGGCGCCUGGAGAAGAUGCGCAGGAAGGCCCUUCAAAGACCAUACUAUGCAGACUAUUCUCCUGCUCGCCUCUACAUCCAUACGCUCUGCACAAGCCACUACCUGGACCUCUUCAUCACCGUCAUCAUCGGCAUUAACGUGCUCACCAUGUCAGUAGAGCACUACAACCAGCCCAAGUAUCUGGAGGAAGCUCUAAAAUACUUCAACUAUGUCUUUACACUGGUCUUCGUGGUGGAGGCCAUCCUGAAGCUGGUUGCCUUUGGCUUGAGGAGGUUUUUCAAAGACAGGUGGAAUCAGUUGGACUUGGCCAUUGUUCUGCUGUCAGUUAUGGGCAUUACCCUUGAGGAGAUUGACCUGAAUGCCUCAUUACCCAUCAAUCCCACCAUCAUUCGCAUCAUGCGUGUACUGCGCAUUGCCAGAGUGUUAAAGCUGCUUAAGAUGGCUACAGGAAUGCGAGCUUUGCUAGACACUGUAGUCCAAGCUCUGCCCCAGGUUGGAAAUCUGGGUCUUCUCUUCAUGCUGCUCUUCUUCAUCUAUGCGGCCCUCGGGGUGGAGCUCUUCGGAAAGCUUGAAUGCUCUGAAGAAAACCCAUGCGAAGGUCUGAGCAGACACGCUACGUUUGAGAACUUCGGCAUGGCGUUCCUCACCCUCUUCCGAGUUUCCACCGGGGACAACUGGAACGGGAUCAUGAAGGACACGCUAAGGGAGUGUAAGAGCGGAGACCGCUGCCUGAGCUACCUGCCCCUCUUCUCCCCGCUGUACUUUGUGACAUUCGUACUGGUUGCCCAGUUCGUGCUGGUGAAUGUGGUGGUGGCCGUGCUCAUGAAACACCUGGAAGAGAGCAACAAGGAUGCCCGUGAGGAGGCGGCCCUAGGGGCAGAGCUGCUGGAGGAGCUGAGGGCAGGUCGGCUACAGGGACACGCCCCUUUUGGCGGGACCACUGAGCCGGUGGAUAAAGCUAUGGGUGCAGGGUCACAGUGUGUUACACCUGAGCAGAGUGAUGACCCUGAAAGUAGCAGCCUGCUCUCAGUUGGGAAGCCUUGUGUGUCAAGGAUGUUGUCUUUGCCAAACGACAGCUACAUGUUCUACCCCGUUAAACCUGGACAAUGGUCCACUGAUCUGCAGCUCAACAAACAGCAGUCAGUUUAUCAGAAAAUAGCAGGAUCUUCUUUCUCGGUGAGCUCUCAGCCGUGUGAACGGGGAUCCCUACUGCAGGUUCCAGGGGCAACAGCACAAGCAGGCUCUGCCUCCCACUUAGAGUCCCUACCACAGUUUCACACCACUAGACACAAUUCCCUCAGGAUGCUUCAGCGGCAGGAGGCAAUAAAGAGCGACUCUGUUGACUCAGUCGAUCCCGGCUCCAGAGACAACCUACUUUUACACUGUUGCGAAGGCUUUUCGCAUCUCAAAGUGCCCCACCUUCCUCUGAUUGUAGGCUCCACCCCAUGUUUGCCUCAGAGCACACCCCCUCUGCCCCCCCACGGUCAGACAGCCAGCGUACAGACAAACAAACACACAUACAGCCAAUGCUGCAUCCCCUUCCGCAGACCUGUGCCGACCCAACCAACAUGCACGCUGACUAUUACAGGCACACACAUUCACAUGUGUCGCCCUAUCUCAGACGAAACCGAUCGGGAAAAUCGACAGCUCCAAACUUCCACCCAGAGGAAAGACUCUUUACAGCCAAUGAGGCGUUGCUACACACUGUCACCAUGUGUUUCAGCUACCCGCUGUUCCAACAACCAAUCACAGACCUCGCAGCGGCAUGGCAGUGGACUGGGCCGCCGUGGCACCAUGGGUGGUAACUUGAGGAAGUACUACAGCAUGGACGCACAGGGUUUCCUCGCCCAGCCCAGCUGCCCUCACCGGCACUCAAUACACGGAGAGGAGUUACAACUGCAGCCAUUGGCUGGGGGAAGAGGGGCACAUGACAGAUCAGCGUCCCCAGUCGCCAAGAAGGAGAAGAUGAGUCCACCAUGCAUUUCCAUAGACCCUCCCACUGAAUCAGAUCCUCCAACCGCCAGUCAGGAAAGCAGCACAGUCCUGAGGAGGCGGGCGCCGUCGUUUGAGUCUGCACUGAUGCGGGAGUCUUUAGAUCUUCCUGACACUCCGUUGAUCUCAGCACCCCUUGCACAAACCGAAGCUCAUUUGUCAAGUUGUCUGCCUCUUCCUAAGUUUUCUUUCGACCAAUCCGAUGUUAGCUCCCUGAGCAUUCUGUCGGAACUGUUGUUGGACAGUGACCAAUCUUCACACUCCAUCCAUAUUGAGGCCCAAACGGAGAGUGUGGGACCCAUUAGUGCUAUGUCUCACAGUUCUUUCAGGAAGAAGGGGCUAGUCAGGACAGUCAGCUCUAGGGAUUCACCUAAUGAGGACUCUGUUGCCUAGGCAACCCAAACAUAAGACUUUGAUGUUAACGUGCACCUAUUAGCAAUGAGUAGUGAAAAUAAAAGGACAGUGGUGUCGGCACGAGUUAUGCAACGAACCUCCAGCAGAACUGAUUUUCUUAAUCAUAUUGAUUAGGGAUUUGGGGAACAUUAUUCAUAUAAAAACCAAUAUUGUAAAGUUUUAUGUAUGUUGGAACCUCUCCAACCUUGAUGUUAAACUCACCAUCAUCUUGCACUUCACAGUGGAUUUCUAAAAUAGCAGGAAUGACGUACCUUUUAACAUGAAACUUUUGUGACGUAUUAGCAACCCUGAAAUCAUUUAUACAUUUUAGUUACAAUUAGACCCUGUAUUAUAAUAUGGUUGUUAUAGAACCAUACACUGGAUCUAAGCAGAAUGCUAGCUUCAUCUAAGGUUCUAAAACCUAAACUAUGUUUGUCUUUUGAUGUGGAAAUAAGUUAUAUGUUUUAUAUGCCACACUGAAAGGGUAAUGCUGACACACUUUUGUCUCUGACUGAAACUCUCAGAUCUUAAUCACAUUGCAUGGCAUCAUAAUAAGAAAUUUAAGACAGCGUGAGCGAAAUAGGAUGGCUGUUGUGGUACUGUAGAAUAAAGUAAUAUAUUUAUUUAAUGCAGGGAUUGGACAAAUGUACUUUUAUAAAAGGUCAGAGUUUUGCACAUUGGUUGAUUUCAGGAAGACGCAAAUUAUUUUUCUUUUUAGUUUUCCCUAGAAAUAGACGUUUCUACUAAAUAUAUGUAGAGUGAACAAAAAAAGCACUCUGCGUUUUUUUUUUUGUUUGUUUGUUUGUUCCAUGGCGUCUAUAGACUGAGAGGUUCUCAAUGCAGUAAAGAAGCAUGUGAAUGCUGUCUUAAAUGCAUUUUUGCAUUACUUUAAAUCUCGGAAUACACUCAUACCAGUCCAGAAAUGCAGGCGGGGUCAGGCAUCACCACACCCCAAAGCCAUACCUGUUUCUGUUGGUACAUUGUUACACUACUGAUGUGUUGCACUCAUAAUGAGAAGUUGCUGUUUUUCUCUUUACAGUCUUAAUAAAUGUUUGUUGCUCCUGCGGCAACAAUUAACUGCUCCCAUAAACACA
Molecule: messenger RNA, 7781 nt
Organism: Electrophorus electricus (electric eel)
Lineage: Eukaryota; Metazoa; Chordata; Actinopteri; Gymnotiformes; Gymnotidae
Source: RefSeq, a predicted model, not a curated record